CGUGGUUAGGAGACUGCUAUUAGCUCAGUGUGUUUUUGUUGCCUGUGUAUUACAGGGCACAGACAGAAACAGAUAUGUCUGCCCCGGCUGAGAAAGCAUAUUACAGGUUUCUGGUGCUGUUCUUCAACUGCCUGCUCACGUUUGGUUCGUACUUUUGCUUUGAUAUCCCCAGUGUGCUACAGGACCAGUUCCAGGGGAACCUGACGUGCUCCAAUGGGACCCAGUCUAACAGCACACACGGUAACAGCAGCACAGGCUGUGUGGAGGGGCUUGGAAUGACCCCUGAACAAUACAAUCUGCUCUAUGCCAUCUACGCUUGGACCAAUGCGUUGGUUGUGAUAAUGGCCGGAUUUCUAAUUGACAAACUAGGAAACAGAUUUGGACUGUUUCUGUUUUCCUUCCUGACUGUCCUGGGCUCCUCCAUAUUUGCCCUCGGCUCCCACUUUAAAGGAACACCAUACCUGCUGCCGCUCAUGCUAACAGGGCGCUUAUUGUUUGGAUCUGGGAAUGGGUCACUGACAAUUGUGCAAAACAGGAUCACAGCUUUUUGGUUUAAAGGCAAAGAGCUAGCCCUGGCUUUUGGUUUAACCCUGUCCUUCUCCCGGCUGGGCAGUGUUUUGAACUUCUUCCUCACAAAGCACUUUGAGGAUCAGUAUGGCAUGCAGUGGACUUUGUGGGGAGGAACCAUGUUAUGUGUGUUGGGCUUUGCUUCAGCAAUCACAGUGAGCAUUCUGGAUAAAGUUGGAAUGAAACAACUUGGUCUUGAUGGAGCCAUCCAGGAAGAAUCGAAGAAAGUGAGAAUCCAAGACAUAAGGCGCUUACCUUUACGUUACUGGCUCCUGGUGUUUACCAUUAUGUUCUUCUAUAAUGGAGUCUUCCCUUUUGUAGCAGAUGCAAGUAAGUUCAUCCAGGAUAAAUACACAGGGUACGAUCAGCAGACAGCGGCAUACAUUGCUGGGGCUGUGUACGAUAGCUCCCUAGUUCUUUCUGCAGCUGUUGGAAUAUUAAUUGACUAUGUAGGAAUGAGAGGUAUACUGGCCUUGCUAUGUGCUGUGAUGACCUUGCCUGUUUUUGCGCUCUUGGCGUUUACCUACGUCCCUCCUCUAGUAUCCACCCUGUGGCUUGGGGUCACCUAUUCCUUUGCUGCGGCUAGCAUGUGGCCUUCAAUCCCACUGGUGGUACCCCAGGCUACUCUUGGGACAGCCAUGGGACUUGCCACCUCUGUACAGAUGAUUGGAAUUGGGCUUUCAAACCUCAUUGUGGGCAGAAUUCUUGGUACAAAAUCCAGUGGUGAAACUAAGAUCCCACUGUGGCGCUGGCAGGAAAUGAUGAUUUUCAUGCUGGCGAAUACCAUCGCCUGCAUUGUGACCUCCGGAACCUUAAACAUUGUGGAUAAAAAACAGGGAGGAAUAUUGAACAGAACGACCAAGCGAACUGCAGCGUCUCAGCAAGAAGCCAGAGAGGAAUCAGACAGGUCACCAAUACUAAGCCAAGAUGAUGAUGAAAGGUCUAUAAACUAGUGCCAGUAUGAGGGGUCUGUGCCAUGCUGCUAAAUAGCCAUCAAUACGAUCAGUUGUAAAACAUCGCUUCUCUUUCUUUCAUCUUCUUGUUCAAGUUUGCUACAUGCAAAAGAGAGAGAAACGCGUAGCGUUUACCAGACAAAAUGACUUUUAGGAAGGACAAAAAAAAUGUCACCUACUGGUAUUGUCUGUCUGGUAAAAAAACUUUUGUUAAAAGGUUUAACAGGUUUAACAGAUGUAACCAAUGAGUUGAGAGUACCAAACGGAGGCUAAUUUGUUAGCGUCUGUAUGCUAAAUAACAAAUAUGUUACAGGGACAUAAACCCAACAUUUUUCUUUUAUGAUUCAGAUAGAACAUUCAAUUUGAAAUAUCUUUCCAAUUUACUUCUAUUAGCUAAUUGUCUUUAUUUUCUUGUUAUCCUUUGUUGAAAAGCAGGGAUUUAGGCUCAGGAGCAUACCUUGUCUGCAGCACUAUAUGGCAGCGGUUUUGUAACAAUGUUAUACAUUAGUAUGAGCACUCGAUGCAGCACUAUUUCCUGUCACGUGCACCCUAAUAACUGGAUAUCUCUUCAACAAAGAAUAAAAUGAGAACUACGCAAAUUUGAUAUUUUUUUUUUAAAUUGCAUUCUCUAUCUGAAUCAUGAAAGAAAAAUUGUAGCUUUCAUGUCCCUUUAUUUUACUUAAAGAGACAUUAUCCAUAUGUUGCAUCACUUGAAAGUGAUUAUAGCCUAUCUGAAUAAAGCUGACUAGAAAAUAUAUCAUGAACAUCUCUCUCUAUGUAAGAAAGGGAAGAUAUUUUCUUUCAAAAUAUCCACAGUAGCUACAUCCGUUUUAGAUGCAUUUUCAAUAUCCAAUCAGGAUGCUUGUCCCGGGAUUUACAAGGGACCGUGAUUAAAGGGACACUGAACCCAAAAUUUUUCUUUCGUGAUUCAGAUAGAGCAUGCAAUUAUAAACAACUUUCUAAUUUACUCCUAUUAUCAAAUUUUCUUCAUUCUCUUGGUAUCUUUAUUUGAAAUUCAAGAAUGUAAGUUUAGAUGCCGGCCCAUUUUUGGUGAACAACCUGGGUUGUUUUUGCUGAUUGGUGGAUAAAUUCAUCCACCAAUAAACAAGUGCUUUCCAUGGUCCUGAACCACAAAAAUAGCUUAGAUGUCUUGUUUUUCAAAUAAAGAAAGCAAGAGAACAAAGAAAAAUUGAUAACAGGAGUAAAAUAGAAAGUUGCUUAAAUUUGCAUGCUCUAUCUGAAUCAUUAAAGGAAAAAAAUUGGGUUCAGUGUCCCUUUAAGCAUAUGGGUAACAUAUCACUUUAAGGGAAGAAAAUAUACGUGAAAACACACAAAAGCAUGAUACUGUCACUCUAUUUUUAAGAAAUAUGUAUCUCAUGUCUUAAAGGGAAAUUGUGUUUAUCAGCAGCAUUUUAAAGGUGCUAACUUUUUUGUUUUUUUUGUAAAAUAAAAAAUACUUUUAAUUAAAAAAAAUCUGUGUAAACAAAA
Molecule: messenger RNA, 3008 nt
Organism: Bombina bombina (fire-bellied toad)
Lineage: Eukaryota; Metazoa; Chordata; Amphibia; Anura; Bombinatoridae
Product: major facilitator superfamily domain-containing protein 1
Exons: 14
Coding region: 75-1520 (481 amino acids)
Biological process (GO): transmembrane transport
Molecular function (GO): transmembrane transporter activity
Source: RefSeq, a predicted model, not a curated record